CCUUUUAAGUUGCAUUACUGAAAUAAAUGAAUUUUUGCAUAAUAUUCUAAUUUUUCAAGUUUCACCUGUAUUCUGAAGUGUGCAAUAAAUCAGAGUGAGUAGAAAAUUGUACCCCUUUCUUCCAAGGGAUUUCAUGCAAUGAUCAAUCCUGCUCCACCCACCCAAAGAAGAUGAAAAGUUGCUUUCUGCUCUCCUUACCAGAAAUACUCUUCUCCAGCUAUGAAUUAACUUUUGAAGGCAAGAAGCAGCAUUCUUGCCCUGUAGCCAGGGUAAAAAAGCUGAUGAGUUAAAAUGUUUGAUAGUGUGUCCUUCUAGUUGGCACCUCAUUGAAUAGUGCAGUGUGCUAAAUAAUUUUACGAAGAUAGUAGAAGGUGUUACUUUACAGUACUUUUGCAUUUUAGAAUUCAUUUAGGAUCAAACUGUUUAUAAGACACAAAUUGCCUCUAUAAACAUCAGAAUCUACAUAAGGAAUCUUCACAGUCUGAAUGUGGAGAGCUGGUAUGCAACAAUCCAGAAUAUCAUUAGAAGACAGGAAAUAUACAGGAAACAUCAAAUCGACUGGACUUCAGCAGUCCGGUUCCGAUAGCCCUACAUUUUCCCCUAAGCAGGGAAAACAUGGAAUGUUUGCAAGUUAAAAGAAGCCUAUUGCGCAAAAAAAAAAAAACCCGAAUCCGUACUUAAUCCAGAACAAAAUCCUGCUUCGUGGCGAGGUCUUUAGGUGAUAGCUUCUUUUCUGUAAAUUGUCAAAUUUAUAGCAAACGUCUGAAAAUAAGGAUUCUUUAACCCUGAUCGAUUCUGUGAUUAAGCACCAUUUUAAUUUCCAAGAUGCACAGCCCCGCAUUUUAUACGGCUCAAACCAACAGAAGAGGGGUUUUUUUUCCAACGGUCUCCACCCUCUCGGCGCAGCGCUCGGGGGGAGGAGACAUUUCAUUAUUACGCAGGCGCACAAAUAAGCAAGGAAAAAAAAAAAUCUCGGUGGCCCGUGAAGUGCGACAUCCCUCCUGGUCCAUGGCACAACAUUGUACGACAACCAAUAUCUUUUUACGACUUGUAACGACGGUUGUUUUCCUUGUUGCUCCGCGACGGGCCGUUUCUUGCCGGUUGUAUCUUCGAACCGAUUUUAGUUGACCAAGGUUCUCACAGACUAUUUUAACUUCUGUACAUCAUGGAUACCGAACAGAUUAUUGAAGGACAGCCACAGGUUCCAGAAAAUCCACAUGCAGAAUAUGGCCUUACGGAAAAUGUAGAGCGGAUAGUGGAAAAUGAGAAAACAAGUGCAGAAAAAACAUCGAAGCAGAAAGUGGACCUUCAGUCAUUACCUACACGUGCAUAUCUGGAUCAGACAGUUGUCCCUAUCUUAUUACAAGGCCUUGCAGUCCUUGCAAAGGAGAGGCCUAUAAACCCUAUUGAAUUUUUAGCGGCGUAUCUGUUAAAAAAUAAAGCACAGUUUGAAGACAGGAAUUAAAUUCAUCCGGACAUUGACAAUUGAUUGCUAUGUUCUGUACUAAAAACAUGAAUCAUUGUCUGAUACAUAAAUCCUGCAAAACCAAAAAUUCUCAUGUACAGACCAUUAAUUGAAUUAUUUAAUAAAAUACCUUAUAUAAAUUAUGAAAUGUG
Ahaetulla prasina is the source of this 1617-nucleotide messenger RNA. It is a transcript of the gene DPY30, whose product is annotated as dpy-30 histone methyltransferase complex regulatory subunit. Lineage: Eukaryota; Metazoa; Chordata; Lepidosauria; Squamata; Colubridae. The transcript is spliced from 5 exons. The record is from RefSeq and is a predicted model, not a curated record. The coding region runs from base 1166 to 1465 and encodes 99 amino acids. Gene Ontology annotation, cellular component: Set1C/COMPASS complex.